Molecule: messenger RNA, 3039 nt
Organism: Colias croceus (clouded yellow)
Lineage: Eukaryota; Metazoa; Arthropoda; Insecta; Lepidoptera; Pieridae
Exons: 2
Coding region: 270-2756 (828 amino acids)
Cellular component (GO): nucleus
Molecular function (GO): DNA binding
Source: RefSeq, a predicted model, not a curated record
AAAACCUUACAAGAUUGCCCAACUAAUCUGAGUUUGCCCAGCAAGGUACAUUUCACAAAUAUUGAAAAAAAGCAGCAACAUUUUUUAGUUGCGUUUGUUAUUUAAUUUAUGGAAGAAAUUUGACUAUGUCUCUGGCAACACUACGUAACUGAUUUUUCCUAAUGUCACUUCAGUCGCUGUCACAACUGUAACAAAGUUGGUGGUGAAUUUUGCGGGCCAAAAGUCGUGUGAAAAACUUUCUUUAAAACUCGAUUUCUAAUUAUAGCAGGAUGUAUAGUGCUAAGACAAAAAAUACAAGAAAAAAGAGAACGAAAUUAGCUUCGAGACAAUACAGAAAUUAUUCAGAUGAAAUGCUAGAAUUAGCGGUUGACAUGGUACAAAAUAAUAGAAUGUCAAGUCGGGAGGCAGAAAAGAGGUUUGGAAUCCCUCGACGGACAAUAUUAAACAAAAUAAGAAAAAUUCACCUGAAACCAGCUGGAGGACAAAAAAAAUUAACUGACGAAGAGGAAGAAAAACUGGCAAACGUGUUGUUAGCUUCAGCAGAUUACGGCAGCCCCAUGACGAAAAUGGAUGUAAAAAUGUUAGUCUAUAAAUAUGUUGAAAAAAAUUCACGAACCGAUUUAUUUGAUGACAAAUUACCCAGUGAUACGUGGGUAGCAGGAUUUCUACACAGAAAUCGUUCGAAAUUAACCAUCAGAACAACUCAAAAUAUAAAAAAGGUACGGGCUGAGAAAGGAUUAGAAGAAAUGGAACAAUUUUAUGCUAAUUUAAGUGAAACGCUAAAUGAUGUACCACCGAUGAACAUACUGAACUACGACGAGACUAACUUGUCCGACAAUCCAGGCACUUCAAAAUGUGUUUUUAGAAGGGGCGUCAAACAUCCUGAAAGGAUACUAAAUAGCACAAAGGGUUGUAUUUCCAUCAUGUUUACUGCAUGCGCAGCUGGGGCUUGUUUACCAACAUAUGUAGUUUAUAAAUCCUCAAAUUUGUAUUCCGAGUGGAUUGAAGGAGGCCCAGCUGGAACUAGAUAUAAUUGUUCCAAAUCCGGUUGGUUUGAUACAGCUUCAUUCGAAGAUUAUUUUAAAACUAUAGUAGUUGAGUGGGCAAAACGGAUUCCCGGGCCAAAAGUAGUAAUUGGUGAUAAUUUGUCUUCCCAUAUAAAUAUUGAAGUUGUAGAGUUAUGCCAAAAACACAAUAUAAGGAUGGUAUUUUUACCACCAAAUUCCACUCACCUAACGCAACCGCUGGACGUAGCGUAUUUUGGCCCACUAAAAAGAGAGUGGAAAAAGAUUCUGUUGGAUUACAAAUUGAAAAAUCCAGGACAAUCUUCCUUAAAUAAAAAACACUUUCCAAAACUUUUGGCUCAAUUAUUAGAAAAUAUGAAACAUAAGGAAAGUAAUAACAUAAUAAGUGGUUUCAGAGCCACAGGGAUAUGGCCCGUAAAUCCACGAAAUGUUUUUAAGAGAAUCCCUGAGUAUUUAGACGAUUCAGAAUAUGGAAUUGAUACAGCUUUGUUGGAUUAUUUAAAAGAAUCAAGGGCUGCUAAGCCCAUGCAACUAAAAAGAAGUAAGAAAUUACACACAGAACCCGGAAAGUCCGUUUGUGCUGACGAUAUUUCGACUCAACUGACAGCACGUAAAAAUAAAUCUGUAAAAAAAAAUACUAAAGAGGCAACAAUAAAGACUAACCAAGAAAGAGACAUAGAAGAUAUUAUGGCGUGGGACACAGAAAAUGAGAUUUACUUAAAUGAAAUUACAGGUGAAGUGAUAGAAAAAAAGGGAACGAUUGAAUACGAUAUGCCAUCAACCUCCUUUGGAAUCAUCGGUUGCGGAGAACCAGCACUAUGGCCCCAAUUUUCACCGGUGAUCUAUAAUCCAGCCAGACUUGAUGCACUUAGUAUCAAAAUUAUCAACAUGCAUUUAGGUUUAGCAGCACACUAUACUAACGAUCAACAAGUUGACGUGUGUGUAUUAAAUAAAUCAAUGAAAAGUUGCAGCCAGAAUCGGCUUUUUGUUGCUCAUGAUGAGAAUGAUACUCCUGGAUGUUUACGAACAAUGACGAAUAUAUUUUCAUCUCAACCUAAAGUUAUAAUAACCUCAGAUGUAAGAGUAACACCAAAAGAAAUGAUGGACAUCAAGAAAAAAAUUAGAUUAGGUACUGAAACCAUCGGAAAAUCAGCCUUACAGAUGAAAAUUGUUGCAAAGAAAGUUGAAACCAAUAAAAGAAAACAGGAAAGUGUAAAUACUGGAAGAAAGGUUACGAAACGGAAGAAAUUGAGACCAUAUUAUUGUGAAACGAGUUCUGAAUCGGAUAUUCUGAGUAUUGCAAACACAGAUGAUUCUGAAUAUGAGACAUUUGAUGAAUAUCUAUCAACAUGUUUACAAGAGAUAGAGAAAGAAAAUUUCGACCCAGAAAACUCCAAUCCACCAUUUGGGCUUGGUGAUAUAAGAUACUUUACAAACGAUGUGAAAUUAAAAGAAGAGGACUGGGUUAUAGUCAAAUUUGCAACAAAAAAAAGCGUAAAGCACUUUGUUGGUCGUGUACUAUAUUUAAAAAACAGUAUUCCUACAGUAAAAUUCACAAGAAAAGUAAAAAAUGCAAAAGGUGGUAAGGUAAUCUUUUCUUACCCGAACGUGGAGGACGUUUGUGACGUAAAUGUAGAUGACGUGGAAAUUGUAUUACCUCCUCCAAAUAUUUCGAGACGAGGCCAAAUAAUGUUUGAUUUUACAUUUAAUCCUUCAUACAACAUUCAGUAAUAAAAUGUUUUGAUGGAUUAGGCGCAUAAUGCCACAUUCGCAAAAUGACAUUUUAAAAUUUCGUAAAAUGUUACAUUUUUAAAUUGUCAUAUUCCGAAAACGCCACAUCGCAAAACGUCACAUUACCAAAAUACCAUUUUCGAAAAUGUCUUAUCGCAAAAUCCCGUUUUCGCACAAUGUCAAAUAAUCAAAAUAUCUAAAUGUCACUUGGGACAGUAUUUUUUUAUAUUUAGACGUUAAAUGUUAUUAUGAAUAACGCCACCUAGCUAUAACUUUAAGAAAG